Aspergillus affinis is the source of this 3123-nucleotide messenger RNA. RefSeq names its product isoleucine--tRNA ligase ISM1. Gene Ontology annotation, biological process: isoleucyl-tRNA aminoacylation. The transcript has 2 exons. The record is from RefSeq and is a predicted model, not a curated record. Gene Ontology annotation, cellular component: cytosol. Lineage: Eukaryota; Fungi; Ascomycota; Eurotiomycetes; Eurotiales; Aspergillaceae. Gene Ontology annotation, molecular function: isoleucine-tRNA ligase activity; aminoacyl-tRNA deacylase activity; tRNA binding. The coding region runs from base 1 to 3123 and encodes 1040 amino acids.
AUGCGGUAUUCAAAUCCGCAUUCUGCAUCUCUGUCCAUCCCCCAAAAUCCACUCACGCCAAUUGACCUCGACCCAACCACCAGAGUCAGGAUAUGCUUGAGCGGUAGGAUGCCCGAACUGCCGCGGUCGCUCAUUCGGUCCUGGUCGUCGACGCUCAAGCUCCCCAAGUCGACAUUUCCCGCUCGCGUCACGCCCGCCGAUCAGUCGAAAUACCUGCGCCGAUGCACCGACGACCUCUACGCCUGGCAGCGCCGUGAGAGGCCCGCCGACCGACCCUUCGUGUUGCAUGAUGGUCCGCCGUAUGCGAAUGGUGGGCUGCACGUCGGCCACGCCCUUAAUAAGAUCUUGAAGGAUAUUAUCUGUCGUGUGCAGUUGGGGAAGGGGAAGGCGGUGCGGUACGUCCCCGGGUGGGAUUGUCAUGGGUUACCAAUUGAGUUGAAGGCGCUGGAGGCGCAGAAGGAACUGGGUGAGGCGACAAACGGGCCGGUUAGUGCGGCGUUGAUUAGGAAGGCGGCGCGCAAGCUGGCCGGGAAGGCCGUCAAGGAUCAGAUGAAAGGGUUCCGCGGGUUCGCGGUCAUGGGAGAUUGGGAGAAUCAUUGGAAGACGAUGGAUAAGGCGUUCGAGAAGAGGCAGCUGGGCAUCUUUCGUGAGAUGGUCGAGAAGGGCCUGAUCUAUCGACGCUUCAAACCUGUGUAUUGGUCGCCGUCGACGGGGACGGCCCUGGCGGAGGCCGAAUUGGAGUAUAAAGAGGAUCAUACCUCUACGGCUGCUUUGGUCAAGUUCCCCUUGGUUUCGGUCCCGCCGCAUCUUGCGCAGAACCCGCUGUUGCAGGUCAAGGACCUUAGCGCUGUGAUUUGGACUACGACUCCUUGGACACUUCCUGCCAACGCCGUUAUCGCUGUCCAUCCGGAUCUCGAGUAUACGAUUGUUCAAUCUGAAACGCACGGUCAUCUUCUUAUCGCUCAGUCCCGCAUCGAGUAUCUCCAGAAUAUGCUGAAAGAGGACCUGCCGGUCAUUGUCCCGGCUAUCCGUGGCUCGGAACUGGCCGAUCGCACGACCUACCGACCCCUCUUCAAAGGACCAGACGCGGACGCCCAGCCGAUCAUUACCGCGGACUUUGUCACGGCCGAUUCGGGUUCGGGUCUGGUGCACUGCGCUCCAGGACAUGGAAUGGAUGAUUACGAAGCCUGCGUCUCGCGCGGAAUUCCGGCGUUCGCCCCCGUGGACGACCAAGGCCGAUUCACCGACCAAGCCAUGCCCAGCGACCCCGCGAAGCUGAGUGGAAAGAGCGUCUUGGAUGAAGGUAAUACCGCUGCUCUCGAAUACGUCCAGUCUGAAGGCCAUCUGAUUGCCAAGCACCGAUACGAGCACAAAUACCCCUACGACUGGCGAUCGAAGCGUCCCAUCAUCAUCAGGGCCACGGAACAGUGGUUCGCCGAUGUCGCUGACAUCCGCAGCAGCGCCGUGAAGGCGCUGGAUGAUGUCAACUUCGUACCCGCCUCUGGCCGACAGCGCUUGGAAAACUUCGUCAAAAACCGGAGUGAGUGGUGUAUCUCGCGUCAGCGUGCUUGGGGCGUGCCGAUUCCUGCGCUCUACCAUCAAGGCACGGGCGAGGCGGUCCUCACCAAGGACACCGUCUCCCAUAUCAUGACUGUGAUCGAGCAGCGAGGGGUCGACGCUUGGUGGACCGACGAUGCAGACGACUUGGCCUGGAUCCCACCGUUCUUGCACGAUGCGUCUGGACCCGGCUAUCGUCGCGGAACCGACACGAUGGAUGUCUGGUUCGAUAGCGGCACCAGCUGGGCGGAGAUCGACACGCCUUACAGCAACGGAUACCCCUCGGACGUCUACCUGGAAGGCACCGACCAACACCGCGGAUGGUUUCAAUCCGGACUGCUCACUUUCACCGCGCACCAGCUCGCUUCCGGGAAAACCGACGUGGCCCCUCGAGCGCCGUUCAAGCAUCUGAUCACCCACGGGUUCACGCUCGACGAAGAAGGCCGCAAGAUGAGCAAAUCCAUCGGCAACACCAUCGAACCGCAGGCAAUUAUGGACGGAACGCUGUUGCCGCCUCUCAAGCCGAGGAAAGGCAAGGGAAAGCAGCAGGCCGAAAGCAAGGGGCCGGUCUACGACGCGCUGGGCCCGGACGCACUCCGCAUGUGGGCGGCCAGCAGCGACUACACGCGGGACGUGGUUAUAGGGAAACAGGUUCUUCAGACGGUCAACACCAGCCUGCACAAGUACCGUGUGACUUUCAAGCUUCUCCUAGGCGCGCUCUCGGAUUUCCGAUUAGAAAACCGCCUUCCGUAUGACCAGCUGCAGCAUGUUGACCGCGUCGCCCUGUUGCAUCUGUCUCAGAUGGUCCUCGCUAGCCAGAAGGCCUGCGAGAACUUUGAGUUCUACAAGGCCGUGAACGCCAUCAACCGAUGGGCUAAUCUGGAAUUCUCCGCUUUCUACAUGGAGGCCAUCAAGGAUCGACUGUACACCUACGGCGAGAACAGCCCCAGCCGCCGCGCGGCGCAGACCGCGCUGUUCCACAUUUACCACUACCUCCAAGAGAUCCUGGCCCCGAUCACCCCGAUGCUGGUGGAGGAGACGUGGGAGCACACGCCGGAAGCCAUCAAGUCGCAAUGCGAACACCCUCUGCGACGCGUCGCGGCCGUCCCCGAGUCGGAAUGGCAAACCCCCACGCUCGAGACCGACUACCAGGACCUUGUCGCCGUGCACGGCGCCAUCAAAACCGCGCAGGAAACCGCCCGCGCCAAGAAGGAAAUGGGUUCCUCGCUGCAGUCUUUCGUCCACAUCGUUCUCCCCGAGGGGGUCACUGAUUCCGUGUUCCAGCGUAAUCUGGCGGAGCUGCCGGAUCAGUUUGUCGUUUCCUCUGUGACCCUGGGAGCUCCUGGGGAGGCCACACCCAGCGCUAUUGUUGACGCGCAAUGGCACUACAGCGAGGAGUACGAGCUCCAGACCGGACAGAAAGGCACCGUCCAUGUUUUCACGCCGCAGGCAGACAAAUGUCCGCGGUGCUGGCGCUAUGUCGUUCCCGAGCAGGUGGCUGAAGAAGAAUCCCUGUGUGGUCGCUGCGAUGACGUCGUUCAGCAACUGGAUGCCGUUAUAUCUUGA